CGAUUCAUUUAUUGACCAAAAUAUAAGACAUCACUUUCUACAGAGUUCAAUCACUGCGCAAUGAUAGUCAUGGAAAUCUCUCUGAUUAUGCUCUUCAUAGAUAUUGAAGAUAUUCGAUAUAUAAUAAGAACAAAUGACAAACUGGCAGCAGACAAUAGUCUCAUGUGAAGAUUCAAGUUUAGUAUCAUAUAUUUCCUCCCCAUCUGUCCUCAACGAUAUGACUGCACUCGCUUGGUCUUACCCCACUUCACCACAGCGUGGGAGAUAUAUCUCCCAUUUGCAGCUUCAAUAAGACUACAUAUAUAUGACAUCUGCUCCCUAUUUUCUAAGCAUCUCUAUCAGGUGGAAAUUCAUUAUCACACCAUCUCCAAUUCUAUAGUGACCCACCCCAAUUGACUAAGAUUAUAUCUCCGAUUAUGUCUCCGUCAGGGCAGUUGAUCAAUUUGUCAGCACAUCCAGCACAUCAUCUCUUUAGAAUCAAAUCGAAUUUACUGCAACGACUCAAAGUAUAAAUAAGAUCCAUACACCAAUACAGGCCACCAGCACUCAAAUAAACCAACUCACCAUGGGCUCCAUCGCACCCGCCGUUAUCCCCGCCCCCGAAGCCCCCUACUUCACCCCCGCCAACCACGAUGUCGGCGCCGCCCUCAACCCAAACGACCCCUCCACCCCCACCCUCUUCCGCCCCCUGACCAUCCGCGGCGUCACGCUCAAAAACCGCAUCGCCGUCUCCCCCAUGUGCAUGUACUCCGCCGAGUCCGACCCUGCCGCCCCCGACGUUGGCGCCCUAACCGACUACCACCUCGCCCACCUCGGCCAGUUCGCCCUGAAAGGCGCCGGCCUCGUCUUCGUCGAGGCACAGGGCGUGGAGCCCCGCGGCCGCAUCUCCCCCAACGAUGCGGGCCUCUGGCAGCACGACACCGACAGCGCCCAAUUUCGCUCUCUCCAGCGCGUCGUCCACUUCUGCCGUAGCCAGGGCGCCCACGUCGGCAUCCAGAUCGCCCACGCCGGCCGCAAGGCCAGCGUCACCGCCCCCUGGGUCGCUCGCCAGGCCGGCCGCCCCAGCGUGCGCGCCGAAGCCGCCGUUGGUGGCUGGCCUGACGACGUGAUUGGCCCGUCGGGCGGCGACAAGCACCGCUGGGAUGCCGACGGCGACUACUGGACCCCGCGCGCGGCGACUGUAGAGGAGAUCCAGGGCAUCGUCCGUGCCUUCGCCAACAGCGCCGCCUGCGGGGUCCGCGCGGGCGUCGAAGUCGUCGAGAUCCACGCGGCCCACGGGUACCUGCUGCACCAGUUCCUCAGUCCCGUCACCAACCGUCGCACGGACGACUACGGUGGCAGCUUCGAGAACCGCACUCGGCUGCUGCGCGAGGUCGUCGCGAACGUGCGGGCGGCCGUGCCGGAGCAGACAGCGGUAUUUGUGCGCAUCAGCGCCACCGAGUGGCUCGAGGGCCAGCCCGUGGAGGCCGAAGCCGGCGGGAGCUGGGAUGUCGCCAGCUCCGAGCGGCUGGUGCCCAUCCUGGCGGAUCUGGGUGUGGACCUGGUCGAUGUCAGCUCGGGUGGGAACCACCGCGACCAGCGCAUCCCGCACGGCUCGGUCUCGUACCAGACGGACCUGGCUGGGCGGCUGCGGCGCACGCUGCAGGCUGCCGGGCGGUCGACGCGGAUCGGGGCGGUGGGCUUUAUCACGGGGGCGGACCAGGCGCGGGGCCUCGUUGAGGGGUCCGACGAGGCGGAACGGGCGGCGGCCACAGUGGCCGGGGCGGACCCGGCGGCGGACGUGGUGCUACUCGGGCGGCAGUUCCUGCGUGAGCCCGAAUGGGUUAUGCUUACGGCGCAGCGGCUGGGGGUGAAGGUGGGCUCACCGAAGCAGUUCUGGCGCGCGGGAGGGGCGUUUGACUAG
Aspergillus candidus is the source of this 1903-nucleotide messenger RNA. Its product is annotated as NADH:flavin oxidoreductase/NADH oxidase. Gene Ontology annotation, molecular function: NADPH dehydrogenase activity; NADP binding; FMN binding. NCBI's taxonomy places the organism in Eukaryota, Fungi, Ascomycota, Eurotiomycetes, Eurotiales, Aspergillaceae. Bases 566 to 1903 code for a protein of 445 amino acids. Gene Ontology annotation, cellular component: intracellular anatomical structure. The transcript has a single exon. The record is from RefSeq and is a predicted model, not a curated record.